AUGCGAAUAGCCCCCCCUGCCUUCACUGUUCUUCUCUCGUCCGCCCUCUCCGGUCUCGUCUCCGCCAGCGGUUUCGACUGCAAAGGCAUUAAAAUCGAGGGAUUUAAAUACGACCUCAGCCCCUUAGGCGGAGUCCACACAUUAUGGCACGUUAACGAAACAGAAACUUACACCGUGAAUACCACCUACGUGUUGAACAUAUGUAGUACCCUUCGGGGGGCUGCCAACAGGGAUGACAUGAAAUGCGGCACUUCCAAAAACAUCUGCGGUUUCGAAAUCAAACACCCUCGGGACGACUCCGGGAAUUCUCACCAAGGGUUCCCCAUAGCAGGACUCGAUCCCGUGGGCCAUGGCUCCAAGGAAGCGGAAAUCACCCGUCUAAAGAAAGAUGAUCCUGAGCGGGAGGGUCUCCGACUGACAAUGUCCGGGGGAGAGUACCGCUACCAGGACAACAAGAAGAAAAAGACGAAUGCGGUCAUCGAGUUCCAAUGCGAUCCCGACCGGUCGGGAUUGGAGGGUCUUGGGACGACAAAAGAAGGAGCAGAUAAGGAAGAGAACAAGGGACGACGAGACGGCGAUCGGUCGCCUAGUCUUGAAUUCAAGAGUUUCGAUAUGUCCGAAGCUGACGACAUGUACGUUCUCAGGCUGGAUUGGAAGACUCGCUAUGCAUGCGACAAUUAUAAGGGCGAUGAUAAUAGUGAUUCAUCCGGCCACUGGGGAUUUUUCACGUGGUUGAUUAUCAUCUUCUUCAUGUGCGCCGCCGCCUACCUUAUCUUCGGCUCCUGGUUGAACUACAACCGCUACGGAGCCCGCGGUUGGGAUCUGCUGCCUCACGGUGAUACCCUCCGUGAUAUUCCGUACAUCUUCCAGGAUUGGCUGCGUCGGGUCAUCAACACGCUGCAAGGGACAGGGUCCAGAGGGGGGUACAGUGCAGUGUAG
Messenger RNA from Aspergillus tanneri, 939 nucleotides. Its product is annotated as autophagy-related protein 27. Bases 1 to 939 code for a protein of 312 amino acids. Lineage: Eukaryota; Fungi; Ascomycota; Eurotiomycetes; Eurotiales; Aspergillaceae. The transcript has 3 exons. The record is from RefSeq and is a predicted model, not a curated record.